ACAGCACAGUUCGGUUUUUGUCUUCGCCGUGGCCACACGUCGUCGGGUAGUAGUUAUCGUCGCCGUCGCCAUCGCCGUGUCCUGUCCUGAGCGCCUCUGGAUGUGCGUAUGUGUGCGUGAGUGCUCCAAAGUGCUGCUCCCCAACCCAACAACGAACGGCGAUGCCAUAACCGUCUUCUAGGAGCUUUGAUUCACACGUACAAUAUACCUACAGUGAUACAGGUUGGUUCAAUAGGACUCCCAGCGUGCGGAGGAAAGUUUUGAGCAAUCGUAGAGGGGAUGGAGACAAGUGCAAAAAGAAGAAUUCAAGCCAGGAUGGAAAUUUGCAGCUGGCUGGAUGGACGGGGAAAAGUCUCGGGAAAGUGAACUGUGGUUUUCGUGCAAAGGAUUGAAUAAUCAUCGGAGGAAGAGUGCUGGGAAUGGAAAAAAAAAAACGUGUUGUGUUGUUUGAGGGAACAAGUGAGAGCAGUGAUUUAAUUGUUCCGAGUCGAUUAUUGAUGUGUGCGCGGGGAAAGAAGCACUGGCUUUGAUAAUGCACUCAGCUAUUUGCUUUGGGUUUUCCCGGAUGCAAUCAUCAUCGAUCGGCGGUCAGUGUUGGAAAAACUAGAUUCACGAGCCUCCAGGACAUCAGCAGUCUGAUGAAUUGAGCUUGGAAUAACUGAGUUCCUUGGAUAAGAAAGAACGUAGAAUAAUUGUGAUAUUUAUCUCCGGGUUCGCUUAGUGUAUGUGUGUCUACGUACGUAGCAUUAAUCGCACCAAUAAUUCAAACAACCGUAGCAAAGACAAUAAGGAAGCUUCAACAGUAGUGAAUGUGGUUUUAUUUAUAAUCUAGUUGCGAAUUUUAGAUGCCAUGAGAAAACCGAGAUGGGCAGCAUACAGUUUUAAAAAUAGUCCCCCCAAAGAGUGAAAUGAAGGGAAAACGAAGCAGAAGCCCCGAUGAAUAAUCAUGAAGUGUGCGCGAGUGAGAAAACCUAUGCCCGCAACGAGUGUGAAAAUUUAGAGAAAACAAAAAUCUAAAGUGACAACAAUUGUCUCCAUUAUAAUCUAGAGAACGGCAACAAAGCCAACUCCGUAGUAGUGGAUUCGACGUCGCACGGAUCGAACCACGAGGCCAAAGCAGAACCUACGGCGAAUAGCAAAAAGUGUGAGUGUGAGUGGGUGAGUGUUUUUUGAGUGUGGAACCAAGCUGCAACUCGCGUUUCCUCCUGUUGUGAAGAGGAGCCCCAAAUGGGACGAAAAUCGUUCUCGGUGUUACGUAACGCAUUCGCUCUGGUCGCGUACAGUCAGAAGUUGGAGCUGCUCUCCUCCAGUGGUAACGAAAAGUGGAGCAUCACGACGAAGAAGAUCCUGAUGAGGCCUGAAGAUGUCGUAUCUUCGAUGAGCCGCUGAACGGUUUACGCAGCAGGGAAUACACAUCAAAUCAACUCCCUCCCCCCUCAAUUAUUCGGACCUUCCCCCUGAAUACCCUGAACACUGAGAAGGUCGGUAUCAGACCUAAACAGACACGCGUGUGUGUGUGUGUGUGUUUGUUGAAAAGUGAUUUGUUUUUGUGUUCCAAUCUCCAGCCGAGCUAUAAAAGCAGUUGUCUGGGGUUGUGAAAAAGGAAGACGAGAAAACAAAUAGGAAGAAAGGCUACUAGGACAGUGCGCGAAGGUCGUGUCCGUUGGUUCGUGUGCUGGUUGAUAACCCUGAAGGAAAUCCGGACAAGCUGGCUGCGCUCGCUGAUUACUUUGGAGAUAUUUUCCUUUCAUUAACCAAUAAGAAAAAUACUACUAGCAUCAAGCAAAGCAAGCAAAAGAAAAGCAAGAAAAGCAAACGCUCCUCGCAGACCAUGAGUACAGGUCCCGCACAAGUCGCCGUCGUGUUACCGAACAAUAACAACAACAACAACAGCAUCAUCAUCGGCACAGCACCAUCCGCCCCCAUCGGUUGCAGCAGCAGCAUCGGCAUUGCUUCAGUAGCUGCACAACCACCAUCAUCUUCACCCUCACCGAGCACUUCCACAUCCUGCCAUCCCUGUCCGCCGCCACCGUCGUCGUCAUCGCCCUCCUCGCCAUCAUUGGCGAUUAGCCAUAGUAAUAGUAACAACAACAACAACAGUUGUAGUAUGGCAACCGUAGCGGCGGCGACUGGUGUGACGACAGUGCCCGCGGCAGCGAUAGUCAGUUCCGUGGCGUCACCAGCGUCGUCGUCAUCCGCGUCCGCGUCUUGUACGAAUGCACAGAAAGAGCUUUCUUCGGUGGAUCUAAGCCAAGCAGCAGCAGCGGCGGCGGCGGCGUCAGUAGCGGUGGAUUCACUCAAUCGACAGACCAGCCUCGGCGGCAGACAACGGACACUGGGGGGCAAAGGAAAGCAUUUAACCCGAAGUCACGCCAUGCGUGAGUCAACUUCCCCUCCCCGAACGCCCACACCGCGAUCACCGUCAGAUCAGCACAACAAUAACAACAGUAACAGUAAUGGCUCUACGAGUCAGCAAAAUAUGCUGUCCAUCAACGCGACACCCGAGCCAUCGUGCACCAGCAGUAGCAACUCGCACUCGCCAGUAUCGGAAUCUCGACUGUUUAACAACAACAACAACAACAACAACAACAACAACAACAAUGAGUACGGAGGCAAACAACCUAGUAGCAAUUCGCCAAAUAUCGUUGUCUACGGUGGCGACGAGCGGGGAGGCAAAAGCCAGUUGGAUCUAGACUUUCCCAAACUGACACCCCCGAAGUCGUCGUUCGGUCCAGGAACCGCUGGCAGCAACAACAACAACGGUAAUGGCAAGAAUAGCAAUGGUAGGACUAGCAACAAUAGUACCAGUAGCAACGCAAAGAGUGAUUCAGACAAACUAGACCAUCAUCUGGGGGGUGGCAAUAAAGGCAAACCAGGUGCCGAGCAGGUUAGCAAUAACCCCGAACUGAAGGACCCGAAGCAAGGCGGAGGCGGAGGACCACUAAUGCUGGACUGCGGCGGUGAUCACUCGGCCAAGUCCAGCCUGACCGUGGCGAUGAUCUCCGGAGCGCCUGCCAACGCCAUCACCCCCAACAAUACGUCAUCGUCGUCGCCAGUAUCAUCAAAUAAUAACUAUUGUGAUAAUGAAAGUCGUAAUCUACGUGAGGUUAAUUUUAGUGCUAAUAAUAAUGAUUCUAACAAUCAGAUUAAUAUACAAUUUUCACAUGAGGAAAAUCGAUAUAUACAAUGUGAAAGUCCUACUGAUAGCCUUAUAAGAAAUAAUAGUAGCUCUAAUAGUAAUCUUAAUAGUAGCGCUCACAAUAACAAGAAGCACCGUGCUGGUGGAGGUGGUAGUGGAAACGGAGCGGGUGGUGGAGGAGUGACCGGAGGUGGUGGUGGUGGUGGUAAUAACGCCACUGGCAAAGGCAACAAGCCACGACUUAAAAAUAUGAGCGGAGGAUCAUCGUCAAGCGUCGAUGGUGGUUCCAUCAGUGGUGGCGGUGGGGGAGGAGGAGGAGGCGGUGGUGGAUCUUCUUCGAGCUUUCUCUCGCGUGAUAAUUCCUGCGAGCAGUUCACCGACCAGAGUGGCGUCAAUUUGAUCCAGUUCUUCAAGGAGACGUUGAACAAAAACUUCAAAGAUCGCAACAUGCUGAUGAAGAUCGAAAAGGAGCUGCUCGCCCUGGCCAUGGAUCGCACCCGUAGCCAGAUCAAGUUUCCGCCAAUGUCUUCCUACAACCGGAUGUUGAUCCACCGGGUGGCGGCAUACUUCGGCAUGGAGCACAACGUGGAUGCCACCCAGCAGAGCGUGAUCGCGGAGGUUACCUCGGCCACCCGGAUACCGGACAUUCGCUUCAAGACGCUGAUCAACGAGAGCUUUUCGGAGGAACCGCGCAAGUCGAUCCUGAAGCGCGACACCCACAGCUUCGAUGAGUACCGGUACGGGAUGCUGCACUGCCCUGAUCGGGGCAUACUGGACAGGAAGGCGAAGAGCUUCGAGGAGCGGGAAGAGGAGUACGACAAGGUCAAGAGAAGGAUCUUCAAGAAUCGAGAGGACGGCAGCUCCGAAGAGCAGUGGCAAUGGAUGUCAACGGAGAAUCCCGAGCCCAUGAACGGUCGCCCCAAGCUUCAGAACAAUCGUCUGCUAAAAUCAAUUGAGGGCCGGUCGGACGAGCGACCGUGCGUGUCCAAAUCGCACAGCUUCGGUGGCUACGGAGGCUCAUCUCAGAAUGCACCGCUCCUGCGCGGUGACUCCAUUACGUCCACCAAGAGCGCCAGUGGGCGGCUGUUCACCAAACAGGACUCCAACGCUAGUACAAACACUCCCUGGCGGUUGUCUCCCUCCAGUAGUGGGUCAUACUUCACUUUCAGCUACAAAACCCAAUCGAUCCGAUCGGACUCGGUGACGCCAUCGCCGACCGGCUACGGCAGCGGAGAUCACACGCCGGAACCCUGCAUACAAUCGCCCUCGUCGACGUGCGGAGUCGUCUGGGCAGUUACCGAUAUGGCUAGUGUGCCAAAGGGAAGCGUACUGAUCGACCCACAAACGCUGCAACCAAUCGUCAAUCAGGAUGGCACAAUCUACCACUUUGAUCCAUCGAACCUUCCGGCCACGGCGAAUCUACCGGGAUCCGCUCCCAGGGUUCAGAAGAAGAAGUUCGAAAAGCAGAAAUCCUUCAACAGUCGGAACAAUCUCAACAAUAAUAGCUCGCUGGAGAAUUCGAUCGACCUGCCGCAGGGAGGCAAAAAUGACUGUGGUCAACAGACCACAACCGCCACUACUACCAUUGCCGAAGAGGUCGGCAGUGAACUGAACUAUGAUGGAUCUACGAGUACGAUUAAGAUAAGCACCGAUAAUCACGAUAUUGAUGAAAAUUCUAGUCUUUGUGAAGAAAUCUCCCAAACUACCAACGAGCUUGGUACACUCAAGCUGCAAAAACACCAAGCUACCAGUCCAAUGCUGCAGGCCAGCGAACUGCAGCCCUUGGAGCUGAAUGAGAUUCAGCUCAAUGCCAACCAUGACGAGCAUGGUUCUCUAGCAGAGGCCGUUACCUCAAUGGCGUCCGAUCCUGAAACAGGCGGAACAUUGAUGGUAGCAGUCGGCGGUGAUACUAGUAGUGUCAAACACGAUAACCAAUCCGAGCAUCAGCAUGGCCUAGCUAACGACGAUGCCAACGACGCCAACAGCGAACACUCCCAGGAGGCGGACAAAAAAGACGACACAGGCAAGAUGAACGCGGUGCAGACAGUUCCUUUGAUGAGUUACUCCAACUCGGCGACGCCCAACAGUGCUUACACGGUCAACUACGAAAACGGUAGCAGCACGCAGGGAGCCGGAACCACCGUCUAUGCUUCCGGGGCACCGGGAAUGUCGACGACAUAUCAGACAGCGCCGGACGGCACUAUCUACGCUGUACCUUCACCACUAGUUUAUACAUAUCCUUCGGCGAUGGAUCCAGAAAUGUCCGGAUACUUUGUUCCUGUCUAUGACCAGCAGCGUGAUCCGAACAUGUGUACCGCAACCGGUACGCCCGUCUACCAAACGGCAGCUGCCGCCGCCGGUGCAGCCUCUACAGUAUUACCCAUAGCGUACACUCCUACGGCGGCCUACAGUGGUGCUCCCCUGUACCAGAACCCUACGGCGGUCAUGUAUUCAUCCGAACAGUUCCCUACUGCAGCGCAAGCGAACGCAGCCGCGGCAGCAGCUGGACCACUUCAACAGUAUCCGAUCGGGUACCCGAUUGGCAUUGGCUAUCCCUUCAAUAGUACAGCUUAUCAAAAUUACUGGAAUCAACCCAUCACCUACUACGUUCCGCAAUCGUCGGUUCCUUCUGCGGGGAGCACACAAAUCAUCAUGCCACCACCGGUGUCACAAACUCACGCCAACAGCAGCAUGAUGUCGGCGAUGUCGUAUUCCGGAAAACGUAACACGACUCCACCAAACCACGGUCACCAAUCGCAUAAUCAAGGCCAAAGCGCCUCGGUGACACCGGUUCCGAUCUCUCCAUUUGCGACCAACAUACCGAUGCAACUGCCCGAUCCGUCCGGCGGUCCCAUGUACGCAAUUCCUCAACCAAUCUACUCGAACAUGCUUCCAUUCGCUGGCCCGAUGACGCCUCAUCCACAUCAUUCGGCCACCACCGGUGGUGGAGGUGGUGGCGGCGGUGGCGGUGGGACGAUCAUGAACUCAGUACUUCCCACUGUCUCAGCAGCAGCCAGCACCGGUUAUCAUCACCCACAUUCGCAGUCUAACCAGGGUAACCCGGACUCGCUACCCUCGAGCAAUGGAUCGGCCACGCACAUCUACUCGAACGCUAGUCAGAACAACAAUGCCCAAACGCCUCAGUCUACGCCAAGCACGCCGCUCUCGCUGCCACUAUCGUUACCUCCUCACGGCAAGAAUCCGCCACUCUUUGCCACACCUCCUAUUCUUCCCAAUGGUUACAAUCCUCAGAUGGGCUCCGCAUCCGGCGGUGGCAGUGGUGGUGCUGGUCAUCACCACUACAGCACCUACGAAGAUCGGAAAAAUAGCGGAUCCAGUGGCGGCUACCAAGGAAAGCGAUCGAAUGCCAAUAGUGGAAACUACUUCAACUACAGCAACAAUAACAACAGCCGACAAAUGACACCCAACAGUGUUGGUGGUGGCGGCAGCGGAGGCUAUCAGAACCAAAGCAACUCCGGAACCAGCGGUCCCAAGAGCUACAUGAACUCGAACAAUACAGGGAACAAUCAAAAUUCUAACAAUGGCGGCAAUGGCCCAUUGAUGCUAGGUCAGCCCCCGAAGGGUCAACCGAGAUCGGACGGCCAGACAACCGUGACCAAGCCACCACUGAUACCAACAUUACCAACCAAUAACAAUAACACUAGCAGUAAUACCAACCCUAGCGAUAAGACACGCAUCAACCGAUCAUCCAAGCCACCAAAUCUAGACUUAAAGCGAAAUUACAACAAUUUUAACGUAAACAGUAGAAAUACGCCGAGCACAAACUCAACGGAAAGCAACAACUCACCAAACAGUAUUACAUCGUCAUCGGUGCACGAACAUCAUCCGCAGCAGCCGCCGCAGCAUCACCACCAUCAUCAGCAUCCGCAGACGCACCUUCAGUUUGCACACGGCGGUGGAUCGAAUCCACCUCACCACCCAUACUACACGCCACAGCAUCAGCAUCAGCACCAGCAGCAGCAGCAGCAACAGCAAACGUACUACCACCACAGCCAACGGGGUGGUAGCGUUGGUAGCAACAACGGUGGAUCCAACGUCACGCCCGGCAACAGUGCCGCUGCUGCUGCUGCGGCGGCGGCGGCCGCCCAUACGAUGCCAUCGAGUGCCAUCCAGUCGGCAGCGGCGGUCGCUGCGGCCGCAUGUGCAGCGGCCAUCGAGCCGUACCACUCGCAGCUGAUUCCGUUGAAUGCCGCCGGGAUGUCGUACGUCAAGAUCGGCCAGACGUACUUUACGCAUCCCUCCUUGGCGCUGCCCCCGAGUCGCCGGUCGCCUCCAAAUGACAUACGUCCAAUCGCUGGAGUCUACCCAGCCAUGAACAUGGUGAUGCCAGCAUCACGACAGUUCACACCUCGACCUCAGCACAGCAGUAACUACAAGGGCAACAAGGCGCCAAGAUAAAUGCUUGCUAACUAUCGAAGGUAGAAGGAAGAAGUAGAACAAAAACUAUGCAGAAUCUAAGCAACAAGUAUAAAUUAUUAAAAAUAGACAAAGGAAAACGCACUAUUUAAAAAAAAACGCUAAUCGCUAAGGAAGAUUAGAUUCACUCACACAGACACACUGAAAAGAAAUACAGAAAAACAGAACUCAACAAGGAAGGAAUAAUAUGCUAAGACAAAAAGCCUUUUCCCCGCCCGAAGAAAGUCACGGAACCUGGAAAGAGAUCGUUUUAAAACAAGACCCACAUUCAACGCCGACACGGAGCGGGGGAAGUGGCCAAAGGGAAGAACCCAAAAGUCACGCGAGAACAAGAACGAUCACCCGUGAGGACAAAAUGCCAUUUAUUUUAUUAACGAUUAAAAUUAUUAAUAUAUACAUAUGUAUGAUUAUUAUUACCACAUUACAUAACAGUGAAGCAUCACUAGAGAAAUCCGUAUGAUACCAGUUGAUAACUGAUAGAAAACUAAAAAUUAAAGGAAACAAAAAAAAAAUACAAAAAAUCAGAGUGAAUAAGCGAAACAAAAGAAAAAGAUUACAAAAAAAAAGAAGUAGUAAAUGCUCUACCAGUGAUUCAAUCAACGCUAUGCGAAUUAUUUCUAAAAUAAUUUUUAAACGCGGGAUGUUAAGGACAGGACGGAGACCCGACGGAACAGCAAUUCUGAAACAGUGAUCAACAAACAAAGAAAACAAGCAAGAAAGCAAGAAAAAACGAUGCAUGCAGUUUGGUCGAUUGGUUGUUGAAUAGGUGGAUAAGUAUGUUGAGUGCCCGGAGGCCGGAGAGGAAGCGAGAAAGGAGAUGGAAGCAAAACUGCCGCCCACAACACAACUCAAACUAAAUAGCUACUACUACUAAAUACUUACUAGUUGAACCAUCUGGUGGCAGAGUGCAAAACGCGACAACCACCAUCCCACAGUUCACAGUAACUCUAUAGAAGAGGAAUGAGCCAAGCGAGAAGCAAGGAGGGAUGAAAAAAUCAAUAGCGAACCACACAAACACACACAGAGAACUUAUAUCGUGAAUCAUCACACUAUUAUUAUUAAUUACAAUUCAUUAGAGGAAGUCGGAAAACCAAGAUCAAGUCGUUUACAAAUUUAUAUGAAAAUUUAUUUAUAUAACAAUUGCAAUCUUAAUGCAACACAUAAACAAAACAAGCAUAGUAGCGAAAAAUAACGAUUAUUUAUUCAUAAAAGAAAGUGAACUAUGGCAAGCUAAACGACAAACAUUAUAUUAAAGGAAAACAUCAACAACAGCAAAACGAGAAAACUAAAUAAAAUUGUUAAACCAAGCAUCUUGUAAUGGGAAUUUUCAAGAAGAAAUUUUAACGCUCUAAACAGAAACCUACAACCAAAAAAAAACAAGCAAAAGCAAA
Ochlerotatus camptorhynchus is the source of this 8967-nucleotide messenger RNA. RefSeq names its product encore (gene enc). Bases 1832 to 7558 code for a protein of 1908 amino acids. The transcript is spliced from 13 exons. Gene Ontology annotation, molecular function: nucleic acid binding. The record is from RefSeq and is a predicted model, not a curated record. Lineage: Eukaryota; Metazoa; Arthropoda; Insecta; Diptera; Culicidae.